AUCGAACGUUUUUGCACCUAACUUCAGCACGCUUGCUUCUCUUAUUUCUAAAAUACAAUUCAACGCAUCUUUCUCUCUUUUUCUCGUAUUUUCAUAUUAAUAUUUAUGAUAUAUUGUUGCAAUAAAGAUUCUCCAGAGAGAAAAUGACGAAUGACUUGUCGAUGUAAGGUGAUUCAUUUGGGACACCCGGUAUACGUUUGCAUUAUCGCAGCUUGUAGUGCGUCACGCGUGCGGUAGUGUGUGUGCAGCGACGGGUGAUCAUGCGGGGUUACCUGAGAUUCAUCAUACAACGCGAUGAGUGACAGAGAACGGUUGUUGAAGCGCAAUUAAGAGCGCGACGCACAAUAUCGCGGAUUUUCUCUUUCCUUCCGCGAUGGGUAAUUGCAUCAGGAGCAUGUGGAGGCGGUUGCGGAGGAAUCGCCCCGCGGAGAAGACCAUUAUUCUGCUCGUUGCGGGGCUGGAUAACGCUGGGAAAUCCCUGAUAUUGAAUCACAUCAGUGGCGAUCCGGAUCAGGAUGUAUUGCCUACGAUGGGAUUCCGCACAGUAUCCUUGAAGCAUAAGUCCUAUUCGGUAAAAAUAUAUGACGUUGGUGGCAGUUCUCAAAUCAGGGCACUGUGGCCUAAGUAUUACAACGAUAUACACGGUCUUAUAUACGUGGUGGAUGCUAGCGAUAUUUCCCGUCUCGCAGAAAAUAAAGUCGUGUUUAACGAAUUAAUCACACACGAGAAUAUCUCAACAAAACCAUUGUUGUUACUCGCCAACAAACAGGACCUAAACGGAGCUAUCGAUGAAUUAGAUCUGGUCGAACGUUUAGACGUGGAACGCGUAGUCAAUGCUACAAGAUGUCCAACGAGAGUAGAAACUUGUUCCUGCAUUUACGACAAGGAACAAUCGAAAAACAGUACCAUGGGUAUAAGGAACGGGUACAAGUGGUUGUUGGAUACUAUAGUGAAAAAUUAUGCUACUCUGAAUGGUAGAAUCAAACAGUCGCAGAAUUCUAGUCAGCGUGAGAGGAUCCAAGAAUCUCAAUCCGUGGCGUCGAAUACGCCUUCGAGGAUAUCCGUACACUCAAAUCCUUUCAAACCCAUCAAAGAUCUGUUGGCAACAAAGGAUGAAGUUGCAAUAAGUGAGUCCUGUAAUGGCACUAACGAAGGGAAAGGCAUCAUAAAAGCUUUCGUACGGAGAAAUAAGACUGCCCCUCUUCCAGUUGAACAAUCAACCGUUGAAUGUGAGACUCUCUCGCAUAAUUCUACGCUCAACGUAGAGGCUAUCGCUGGAGAGAAAAGCACACAAACUGUGACCACGAUAUUUGAUCCUUUAAAUGUUGAUUAUGGUUAUAAAAGUCCGUUAAAUAUUGAUCAUAAUGGAAGUAACGCGAGUACAAAGCUAAUCCGUCCAUAUACGGCGCCAGAGAGGUCGCAACGACUACCAGCUAAAGUGACGAUAAUCAACAUGCCUGGACAAGUGCCUCAAUGACAUAUGUAACUAUAUGUGUUUGCUUAAGGGACCAUACAUUGUAUUAUUGUAAGACGUAUGCAAAGUCGAAGUGUAUCACCGCAAGAAAAAUUGGCUCUACGACAUUACAUAUCUAGAAACCGCGUAACAUGAUAACGUAUAUACACACGUGCGUGUACACGUAACACACACAGACAUUCAUUGUCAUCUUCAGUGAAUUAUCAUAGUUUAACUACUUAAAUUAAUUAAUACCUUUUGUACAAAAAAUAUUUUAUAUUGUUACUGUUGUUAAGUUACCACUUCUGAAAUAAGAAAAUGAUUUUAAUUUUACAGUUUCGUGAAUUUUGAUGACAAUAUUUAUUAAUAUAACAUAAAAACUUAUGUAUAAUUAAAAUAUUAGGUAUAUACAGCCAACAUAAAAUAUAUCUUUUAUUAUUCAAAGGGAAAAGUUUCUCUCAAAUUCUGAGAUGAUCCUCACAUAUUGCAAUAUAUUUUACUUACGCAUACGAGUUAGUCAAAAGAAAAAAUUACGACGUGUUGGUUUAGCUUACUAAUUUAUUUUGUAAAUUUGUAUACAAGUUCGUGUAUAGAAAGAUUUUACAAAGUACAUAUGCGGUACAAAGCACACACUUAAGAUCCAUGUAUCACUAAAAGUAAUAUUAUAUAUAAAGGUGUUGCAAAAUUGCUCGAAAUCUUUCGGUAACAUCGAUACGAAAAAAUUGCAAUUUCGAAAAAUGGAUUAACGUGUCACACGUAGUGACUACUCUCAGCACACACUUAUCACAAUGCAAAA
Messenger RNA from Ooceraea biroi (clonal raider ant), 2249 nucleotides. RefSeq names its product ADP-ribosylation factor-like protein 13B. Gene Ontology annotation, biological process: receptor localization to non-motile cilium; non-motile cilium assembly. Lineage: Eukaryota; Metazoa; Arthropoda; Insecta; Hymenoptera; Formicidae. Gene Ontology annotation, cellular component: non-motile cilium; ciliary membrane. Gene Ontology annotation, molecular function: GTP binding; GTPase activity. The record is from RefSeq and is a predicted model, not a curated record.